Messenger RNA from Pterocles gutturalis (yellow-throated sandgrouse), 232 nucleotides. It is a transcript of the gene RPL35, whose product is annotated as ribosomal protein L35. NCBI's taxonomy places the organism in Eukaryota, Metazoa, Chordata, Aves, Pterocliformes, Pteroclidae. The transcript is spliced from 2 exons. Gene Ontology annotation, molecular function: structural constituent of ribosome; mRNA binding. The record is from RefSeq and is a predicted model, not a curated record. The annotation marks the transcript as partial. Gene Ontology annotation, cellular component: cytosolic large ribosomal subunit; ribosome. Gene Ontology annotation, biological process: maturation of LSU-rRNA from tricistronic rRNA transcript (SSU-rRNA, 5.8S rRNA, LSU-rRNA); translation.
ACGUGUGGUGCGCAAAUCCAUUGCCAGAGUCUUAACUGUUAUCAAUCAGACCCAGAAGGAGAACUUGAGGAAGUUUUACAAAGGCAAAAAGUACAAGCCUCUUGAUCUGCGGCCGAAGAAGACUCGUGCCAUGCGACGCAGAUUAAACAAACAUGAAGAAAAUCUGAAGACCAAAAAACAGCAGCGAAAAGAACGUUUGUACCCUGCGCGGAAAUAUGCCAUCAAGGCAUAA